AUGGAGGAGGUGACAGAUAUAUCGUAUUAUAUUGGUCAAGAUGGAGUUGAGGCGUUGAAGAACUUGGAUGUUCCAGUUGAAGGAGGUGAUGUUGUUUCGUUGAGUUUGACUAAUGCCGAGGAAAUCCCCCCCGAUCCCGAAGAGCUUGUUAUGUUUUUUGACGAGAAUAAGAGCGGUAAACAUUUUUGGAUUAUAGUAGCCAGUGCAUAUGCGCAAUUGGGCAAGCUUGAAGAAGCGAUUCAAAUCAUCAAGUCGGCGUUGAAGUCGGCCAAUUUCAAUGAAGAAGAGAAGAAGACAUUUCAGUCGUAUUUGGUAUGGUUGUAUUUCAGAUACGUUGCUCUAGGCAUUGAUAAGGAGACCAACUUGACCCAAGCCGGAGCUGAGAUUUCCAAGUUGAGAGCAAAGAUCCAAAAAGAUCCACAAACAUCCCCUAUAAAUAGUACGAGUAAUUUGUUAGCGGAAGCGGUGCUAUCAUUGUACCAAGGAGCUGAUGAUAGUGCGCUUGAUAUCUUUGAACGGAUCUUGAGGACUGACCAGAAUAACAGUUUUGCAUUAAUGGGGAAAGCUCAGGCCAUUUUGAGUAAAACAAAAAACUACUCGCAUGCAUUGAAAUUAUAUCAACAAGUGUUGAUAUUGAAUCCAGCAAUGAAACCAGACCCUAGAGUAGGAAUUGGUUUGUGUUUUUGGUUUUUGAAAGACAAUAAAAUGGCAAUCCAAGCUUUUGAAAGAGCUUUGGAAUUGGAUGCAAACAAUACAAAAGCAAAAAUAUUUUUAACUUUGGCUAAUUUCUAUACAACUUUCAAUAGCUCAUUGAGUGACGAAGAGUUUUUAUCAAACUACAAAAAAUGUCUUGUGGAAGUUUCAAAGUUACAUAAACAAAAUGUCCAAGAUGCCACAAUUUUGCUUGUUAUAGUUUCAUACUAUUGUUCCAAAGAGGAUUACGAUACUGUUGAGAAGAUUAUAAAAGGUAUUGUUUCACAAAUCACGGGAAGUGAUAACUUGACAAAGUUUAGCCACUUCAACAAGACAUCUGUUUCCAGAUACCAAUUAAAUGUGUUAUCGGAAUGUAGCACAUGGCUAGCGAGGGUUGAAUUUGCCAAGGGGGAUUUCACUCAAGCAUCAAAAUAUUUUCAAGAAGCUAUAAAGAUGAAUGAGCUGAAUAUAGUGGCAAAGCUAGGUUUGGGUCAAUCUCAGUACAAUCGAGGAUUGAUUGAAGAAGCAAGUUUAACUUUUGAAUCAAUUUUAAGAAGCAAUGUAAACUGUUUAGAGGUUAAUUACUCGCUUGGGAUAUUGUAUUCCAAACAAAAUUCGAGAAGAAAAAGAGAUUUGGCUGUACAGGUAUUGGAGAGAUAUAUCAGACUUUCGAACAAUAGGGGGUUAUCUGCGCCAAAGAACGAUUCUGGAAUUUUGUUCAACAAAGAGCCAAUUGCACUAAAUGCAUAUUUGACAUUGAGUAAAUUGUAUGAAGAUAGUGAUAUAAACCAGUCACUCAAUUAUUUAUCCAAAGCAGUAGAAUUGGCAAAACAAGGCGGCAAAAGCAUACCAAUGGAAAUCUACAACAAUAUUGGUGUAUUUCAGUUUACAAAGCAAAAUUUCCAAAAAGCAACAGAAAACUUCCAAUUGGCACUUGAGCAACUUGAUCUGAAUCCAGAGUUUACUUCCUCUGAUGGUGAUGGUGAUGGUGGUAGCGAUCUUUUAGUUGAUUUGCCAAAGGAUUUAAAAGUAACACUAACAUUUAACCUCGCCAGAUCCAAGGAAGUUUCCAAUAAAGAAGAAGCAUUGCAAGCUUAUGAAUCUCUUUUGACACAAUGCCCACAUUAUUUUUCAGCAAAAUUGAGAAUCUUGUUUUUAUCAUGCAUCAUACUGGAACUGAAACUAUCAACAGAAGAGAUCAAAAAUGAAAUCGAAGAACUAUUAAACUUGAACGCCUCUGAUUUAGAAAUCAGAUCGUUUUAUGGUUGGUUUAUCAAAAAUUUCGGUAAGAAAUUAGGAAUGAAACCUGAUGCGGAUACAAAGUUUCAAAAGCAAACACUUGUUGAUUACGACAAACAUGAUUGUUAUGCAUUGAUUUCAUUAGCUAAUAUCUACUGUGUCAUGGCUAGAGAUAUCAAAGGUCCCAAUAUGGAAGAAAAGAAACGAAAUUAUUAUAUUAGAGCUAUUGAAUUAUACACUAAAGUUUUAACAGUGGACCCAAAAAACGUUUAUGCUGCUCAAGGUUUGGCUAUUGCAUAUAUUGAGAAUAAAGAAUCUAUCAAAGGAUUAGACAUUUUGAGAAAGAUUAGGGAUUCAUUAAAUGAUAUUUCUGUUUACUUGAAUCUUGGACAUGUCUUGUGCGAAUUGAAACAAUUUGGAAAAGCAAUUGAAAAUUAUGAGUUAGCAUUGGGUAGAUACACCGAUGGUAAAGAUGUGAAGAUUCUUACAUUCUUGGGAAGAGCAUGGUACCUUCGUGCCGCAAAUGACCAAAGUUUGAUUUUUUUCAAGAGAGGCUUGGAGUAUGCUAAACAAGCAUUAGAGUUGACCAAGGGUUCCAAGUCCGCAUUACUAUUCAAUGUUGCAUACAUCCAAUUUCAAAUUGCCGACUUUGUAAGUAAGCAACUGUUGCAGCAGAGGAAACCUCAAGAUAUAAGUGAUGCCAUCGAUGGUUUACAAGAAGCCAUCAACACAUUGAUUCAACUUGCAUCUGAUGAAGAGAAGCAUCCGCCAUAUCCAAAGGAUGAAUUACGAGGUCGUGCGAAUCUAGGUUCAAGUACUUUACUCAAUAGGUUAACUAAUGCAUUUGAUGAAACUAAAGAAAAUAUAGCUUCAGUUGAACAAAAGCUACAAACUGCUAAGCAAUUGAGAGAGCAAGAGAAGGAAGCACGAGUACAAGAGGAGCAAGCUAAGCUAGAUUUGUUGAAGGAAAAAGAAGCGGCUUUAGCAAAGGAAAGAGCUGUUCUAGAAGAGCAAGCAAAACAAUGGGCUGAAGAGGCAGCUAAGCUGAAUGUAUUAGUUCAAGAUGGAGAUGAUGACGAUGAUGGAGAUGAUGGUUAUGGUGAUGGUAACAGAUCUUUUGGUGAAGACUCGGAAGUCAAUAAUAAAAGCAGUAGAGGCAGUAGAGGUAAAAGAACAGACUCGAAGAAGAGUAAAAGAGCAACAGCAAAGAGUAAGAGGAUUGUUGAUGAUGAUGAUGAUGAUGAUGAUGACGUUGAAGAUGAAGAUGAUGUCGUUAAUGACGAUAAUGAUGUUAGUGAAGAUGAACACGAGGCGGAGUUUUCAGGAGGAGAUAACGACGAUGAGCAAGGUAAAGUGAAAUCGAAUGGGAAAAAGAGGAAGCGUGUUGUCAAUGAAGGUAACGGUGAUGAUGAAAAUGUAGACCCCGAAGUUAAAGCAGCAAAUGGAUCCAAGAAACAAAAGAGGAAGAAAUAUUUAUCAGAAGAGUUUAUUAAGGAUAGUGAUGAGGAAUUGGAUGAUGAUGAUGGCGGAGUUGAAGAGGAGGAAAACAACAAAAUUGUGCUGUGA
This is a messenger RNA of Lodderomyces oxycetoniae, 3498 nucleotides long. RefSeq lists its product as uncharacterized. The coding region runs from base 1 to 3498 and encodes 1165 amino acids. Gene Ontology annotation, molecular function: RNA polymerase II complex binding. Gene Ontology annotation, cellular component: Cdc73/Paf1 complex. NCBI's taxonomy places the organism in Eukaryota, Fungi, Ascomycota, Pichiomycetes, Serinales, Debaryomycetaceae. The transcript has a single exon. The record is from RefSeq and is a predicted model, not a curated record. Gene Ontology annotation, biological process: transcription elongation by RNA polymerase II; regulation of DNA-templated transcription.